Phoenix dactylifera (date palm) is the source of this 2198-nucleotide messenger RNA. RefSeq names its product UDP-Glycosyltransferase superfamily protein (gene GBSS1). NCBI's taxonomy places the organism in Eukaryota, Viridiplantae, Streptophyta, Magnoliopsida, Arecales, Arecaceae. Gene Ontology annotation, molecular function: alpha-1,4-glucan glucosyltransferase (UDP-glucose donor) activity. The record is from RefSeq and is a predicted model, not a curated record.
CGCAGCAAGCGCCAGUGUCCACUGCGAGAGGAAGAGAGCUGAGCGCCUGUUCUCCCCAUCUCUACUUGUCUUCGUGGUCCUUGAAACCUAGCUUUAGCCCUUCCAUUGAGGAGAAAAAGUGAGCAUCUGCCAAUGGCUGCUGUGACGGCAUCGCACCUCGUCUUAAAGAGCUCUUAUGGCAAGAAUGGGGGAGUACUCGAAUCGGAGCCGAAAAUGUUCCAGAACAGAAGGAUUCCAUACUUGAGGAAUGAGUCCACCGCUUACCAUGGGCUGAGAUCUCAAAAUAUGGUGGAUUUGCUUCAGAUGAAGAGCAGCGCAAGAGCAACAUCGAGGCAAGCUAAGGGUCAUGCUAACUGUAGGCCCCGGGCUGUCGUCGUAUGUGGAAGUGGGAUGAGUAUAAUCUUUGUGGGAGCUGAGGUGGCUCCAUGGAGCAAGACUGGGGGGCUUGGUGAUGUUCUUGGAGGACUUCCCCCGGCAAUGGCGGCAAAUGGACACCGAGUCAUGACUGUUUCACCACGUUAUGAUCAAUACAAGGAUGGAUGGGAUGCCAAUGUUUUGGUUGAGCUAAAAGUUAGGGAUCGAACUGAAAUUGUUCGCUUCUUCCACUCUUAUAAAAGAGGAGUUGAUCGGGUUUUUGUUGAUCAUCCUGCAUUUCUUGAGAAGGUUUGGGGAAAAACUGGCGGAAAAAUAUAUGGCCCCGUCACUGGAACAGAUUAUCAGGACAACCAGCUACGGUUCAGCCUCUUGUGCCUGGCAGCUUUGGAAGCUCCAAGAGUACUGAAUCUCAACAACAGCGAAUAUUACUCGGGACCAUAUGGGGAAGAUGUUGUCUUUAUUGCUAAUGAUUGGCACACUGGUCCUCUUCCAUGCUACUUAAAGAGCAUGUACAAAUCGCAUGGUAUUUACAAGAGUGCCAAGGUUGCUUUCUGCAUUCACAAUAUUGCCUACCAGGGGCGCUUCGGCUUAUCGGAUUUUGCAGUUCUCAACCUCCCAGAUAAAUUUAAAUCUUCAUUUGAAUUUAUUGAUGGGUAUGACAAACCUGUGAAAGGAUGGAAAAUAAACUGGAUGAAAGCUGGAAUACUAGAAUCAGACAGGGUUGUAACUGUGAGCCCAUAUUAUGCCCAAGAGCUUGUUUCGGGGGUAGAAAAGGGUGUUGAGUUGGAUAACAUUAUACGCAUGACCGGCAUCACUGGAAUAGUAAAUGGAAUGGAUGUUCUGGAGUGGAAUCCAAUGACCGACAAAUAUAUCUUUGUCAACUAUGAUGCAACAACUGUAAUGGAUGCAAAGCCUUUAAAUAAGGAAGCUCUACAAGCUGAGGUUGGGUUGCCUGUAGAUCGAAACAUCCCUGUCAUAGCUUUCAUUGGAAGACUAGAAGAGCAGAAAGGCUCAGAUAUUCUAGCAGCAGCCAUCCCAGAAUUCAUUAAUGAAAAUGUUCAAGUAAUUGUACUAGGAACUGGCAAGAAGAAUCUGGAGCGUCAGCUUGUGGAUUUAGAAGAUAUGUUUCCAGACAAGUUCAGAGCAAUUAUAAAAUUCAAUGUUGCCUUGGCUCAUGAGAUAAUGGCAGGAGCUGAUAUUCUAGUACUUCCGAGUAGAUUCGAACCAUGUGGUCUUAUUCAGUUACAAGGCAUGCGAUAUGGAUUGACACCAGCAUGUGCCACCACUGGUGGACUUGCUGACACAGUGAAAGAAGGCUUCACUGGAUUUCAUAUGGGUGACUUCAGUGUUGAGUGCGAUGUUGUUGAUCCUGCUGAUGUGAAAAAAGUUGUGACGACUGUGAAGAGGGCUCUUGCAAUGUAUGGAACACCUGCUUUCGCUGAGAUGAUUCAGAACUGCAUGGCCCAAGACUUCUCCUGGAACGGACCUGCAAAGAAGUGGGAGCAGUUGCUUCUGAGCUUAGAGGUUGCUGGCAGUGAACCUGGAAUUGAUGGAGAGGAAAUUGCUCCUCUUGCGAAGGAAAAUGUGGCCGCUCCCUGAAAGCAAGAUUAUCUUUUUUUGCAGUGUUUCGGUAGCCUAGGGUCCUGUAUAAACUAACGUCAUCGUGAAACUCUUAAGUGUGCUAGUGCAUGUUUUAUCUAUGUUUGGACGAGAGAGAGGGAGAAGAGCUUGGGUGUGAUGGGAGUUUCAAAUGACUGAAUAAAUGCUCGGGUGCCUUCUAUUCUCUUGUUCUUGCGAGUAUCAGUAAUAGCGGUGGUUCUGGA